AUGCUUCUGCGUAGCUUCUUCUUCACCUUUCUUUUUACCAUCUUUUUUUACUGCCCUCAUAUUUGUGACUCCAUUGAUUCACAAGGAGAAGCUUUGUUAGCAUGGAAGAACACUUUCAACAACACAUCACAAUCUACAGCAUCACUCAAAUCAUGGAACAUUUUAGACCCAAAUCCAUGCACUUGGUUUGGGAUUCAUUGCAACUCACAAAUGCAAGUUGUUUCCAUUAAACUAAAGUCACUAGAUUUGCGAGGAAACUUGCCUUCAAAUUUACAGCCUCUUAAAAACUUGAAUUCACUCAUACUAUCUUCCACCAAUCUUACAGGAGCCAUUCCAGCCGAAUUCGGAGAUUAUCUAGAGCUUAAUGUUAUCGACAUAUCGAAUAAUUCAAUUUCCGGUAUAAUCCCAUCAGAGAUAUGUAAGUUAGUCAAGCUGCAGACUUUGAAUUUAAAUUCCAACUUCAUUGAAGGUGAAAUCCCUGUGGAUAUUGCAAGACUUUCGAGUCUAAGAAACUUGAUUAUAUACGAUAAUCAGUUGAGUGGAUCAAUCCCAAAGAGUAUAGGAGAAAUGAGAAAUCUUGAAGUGAUCAGAGCUGGUGGCAACAGGAAUCUUGGAGGGGAGUUGCCUGUGGAGAUUGGAAAGUGUAGUAAUUUGGUGGUGUUGGGUCUGGCAGAAACCAGUAUCUCAGGCAGCAUUCCGGUGUCCAUAGGCAACCUGAAGCGAAUUCAAACAAUUGCUAUUUACACUUCUCAAAUGUCAGGUAAGAUUCCUGAUGAAAUUGGAAAUUGUAGUGAGCUAAUGAAUCUUUAUUUGCACCAGAACAACAUCACUGGUUCGAUCCCUAGAAGUAUCGGGCAGCUAAAAAAGCUCGAGAGUGCGUUGCUAUGGCAGAAUGGAUUGGUAGGAACAAUCCCUGAGGAAUUUGGAAACUGCACCGAGCUCAAGACGAUUGAUUUAUCAGAGAAUUCGUUAACAGGAAGCAUUCCUGUGAGCUUUGGAAGGCUUUUAAAGCUUCGAGAACUGCAAUUAUCCGUCAACAAGUUAUCAGGUAACAUACCUCCUGAAAUCUCAAACUGCACUCAUCUAACUCAUUUAGAACUAGACAACAAUCAACUGAGUGGCGAAAUCCCGAUUAUGAUUGGAAAAUUACAGAGCAUGACUCUGUUUUUCACGUGGCAGAAUAAUCUAACUGGUAACAUUCCAGAAUCUUUAUCCCAAUGCCAACAUCUUCAAGCUCUAGAUCUUUCAAAUAACCAUUUUUCUGGUACAAUACCAAAAGAAAUAUUUUCACUGAAAAAUCUCAGAAAACUGUUAUUGCUUUCCAAUGAUUUGUAUGGUUCUAUCCCACCCGAUAUCGGGAACUGCACAAAUUUGUAUAGAUUCAGAGUCAGUGGCAAUAGACUCUCCGGAAGUAUUCCAUCGGAGAUUGGAUACUUGAAGAGUUUGACUUUCCUUGACUUGGGCAGUAAUAGAUUUGAUGGAUCGAUUCCUAGAUCGAUAUCAGGUUGUGGUAAUCUUCAGUUUUUUGAUCUCCAUUCUAAUGGAAUCACUGGAGUUAUCCCUGAUACACUUCCUAUAAGUUUACAACUCAUAGAUAUGUCUAGCAACCGGCUCACGGGUUCUUUGACUAGCAGUGUUGGCACGUUAACAGAGUUAACAAAACUUAACGUAGGUAAUAAUCAGCUUUCUGGGGAUAUUCCAGGGGAGAUUAUUUCCUGUACUAAGCUGCAGUUUUUGGAUAUUGGGAACAAUGGUUUUUCUGGUGUAUUACCAAAACAAAUAGGACAAAUUCCGUCACUUGGGAUCUCUUUAAAUCUUAGUUGCAACCAGUUCAUUGGUGAAAUCCCACCGGAGUUCAUUGGGUUGACCAAACUAACAACCCUCGAUCUCUCUCAUAAUAAACUCAAUGGUCGACUAGAUGUCCUUAAGAACCUUCAAAAUCUAGUGUGUCUUAAUGUGUCAUUCAAUGACUUCACCGGACAACUGCCUGACACUUCAUUUUUUCAUAACCUCCCUCCUGCCAGUACUGCCGGAAAUCCGGCACUUUACAUUUCAAGUGAAGUCAAUACACAAAAGGGUCCUGCUGGCCAUACCAGAUCAGCAGCAAAACUAGCCAUGUUAAUCCUUGUCAGUAUUGGUGCAGUACUAGUCCUACUAGGAACUUACAUGUUAGUUCGGGCACAUUUGGCAAGCACAAAACACGACCAUGAAACAUGGGAAAUGACAUUUUACCAAAAGAUGGAUGUUUCAGUUAAUGAUAUAGUUAGAAACUUAACAAAUUCAAACAUUAUUGGGACCGGAAGUUCAGGAGUUGUGUAUAGAGUUACAACCAUGAAUGGGGAAACACUUGCAGUGAAAAAGAUGUGGUCAACCGAGCAAUCGGGGGCUUUUAGGUCUGAAAUUCAGACACUGAGUUCAAUCAGACACAAAAACAUAAUUCGUUUAUUAGGAUGGGGGUCAAAUCAGACGAUCAAGAUUCUGUUUUAUGAUUAUUAUCCUAAUGGAAGCUUGAGCUCGCUUCUGCAUGGAGCUGGAAAAGGAGCCCAAUGGGAGACUAGGUUUGAUAUUCUACUAGGUGUGGCUCAUGCACUUGCAUAUCUGCACCAUGAUUGCAUGCCUGCUAUCAUGCAUGGAGAUGUGAAAGGCAUGAACGUACUGUUGGGUCCUAACCUACAACCUUACCUUGCUGAUUUCGGGCUAGCUAGAGUCGUCACCGAUUACGACAAAGGUCUUUCUAAGCAGAUCCAGAGACCUCAGCUAGCGGGUUCAUACGGUUAUAUGGCUCCAGAACAUGCUUCAGCACAACAGAUUACUGAAAAGACUGAUGUAUACAGCUAUGGCGUAUUACUCUUGGAAGUGUUGACUGGAAGGCAUCCACUAGACCCAACUUUACCAGGGGGUGCACAUUUGGUCCAAUGGGUUCGAGACCAUUUGCAUAACAAAAGGGAGCCGGUGGACAUUCUUGAUUCCAGAUUAAAAGGUCGAGCAGACCCUCAGAUGCAUGAAAUGCUACAGAUGCUAGCUGUAUCGUUUCUUUGUGUCAGCACACACCCUGACGACCGUCCGAUCAUGAAAGAUGUGGUUGCAAUGCUCAAGGAGAUACACCAUGAAGACUCGGUGCGGUCAGACCUAGAGCUAAAACAGGGUCCAUUGGUUCAUAAACCAACUCCACCUUCUACUAGAACCAUGGCCUUACAAGGUUUAUCUAACCACUCCUAUACCUUUCCAGACGAUUCAGUCUAGUGACCUCGGACCCAUAUGUCUUUAUCUAGAAGCUAGAUACUGAUUGAUAAUUUCAGAUUUUUGUGAUUAGAAUUUAAUGCAAAAAACUUAGUUUCUUUAUCUCUUUAUCUUAGCUGAGUCAGCAUCCCAGGACUAAUUCACAUGGGCCCGGGGUCUAAACACCACAUGUACAUGUGAGCUUCACAGGUUUACAGCAAAGCAAUAAAGACUUGGUACUAAACUUAA
This is a messenger RNA of Erigeron canadensis, 3468 nucleotides long. RefSeq names its product LRR receptor-like serine/threonine-protein kinase RGI3. The record is from RefSeq and is a predicted model, not a curated record. The transcript has 2 exons. Bases 1 to 3243 code for a protein of 1080 amino acids. Gene Ontology annotation, biological process: protein phosphorylation. NCBI's taxonomy places the organism in Eukaryota, Viridiplantae, Streptophyta, Magnoliopsida, Asterales, Asteraceae. Gene Ontology annotation, molecular function: ATP binding; protein kinase activity; protein binding.